AAGAUGACAAAAAUGCAAUGUUUGUUGGCGCCUCUUUCUCUAUAUUGCUAGAUAAGAGAGAGAAAAACGGGGAGAUGACAGAUUGGCAAUAGAGCGUUCAAGCAUUUUAUGACGAGAAGGAGAAGGUGCCAUCCGAAUUUGGAUCUUAAAAAAAGAGACACACUUCGGAUUUAGGCACCAUGAGUCUCUUCGGCCUUGGAAGCAGAAACCAAAAAACAUUUCGUCCAAAGAAGAGUGCUCCAUCCGGAAGUAAGGGUGCUCAACUUCAAAAACACAUCGAUGCUACAUUGGGUAGUGGGAACUUGAGGGAAGCUGUUAAGCUGCCUCCCGGUGAAGAUUUUAACGAAUGGCUAGCUGUAAACACCGUGGACUUCUUUAAUCAAGUAAAUAUUCUAUUUGGUACACUAACAGAGUUCUGCACGGCAAGCAACUGUCCAACAAUGAGUGCAGGACCAAAGUACGAGUAUAGAUGGGCUGAUGGUGUUACCAUCAAGAAACCAAUAGAGGUAUCUGCACCAAAAUAUGUCGAGUAUUUGAUGGAUUGGAUUGAAUCUCAACUUGAUGAUGAAACGAUUUUCCCUCAAAAGUUAGGGGCUCCUUUUCCACCCAAUUUCAAGGAGGUUGUCAAGACAAUUUUCAAACGGUUGUUCCGUGUAUAUGCUCACAUCUAUCACUCACAUUUUCAGAAGAUUGUUAGUUUGAAAGAAGAAGCUCAUCUUAAUACUUGCUUCAAGCAUUUUGUCUUAUUUACUUGGGAAUUUCGCUUGAUUGACAAAGCAGAACUGGCACCUCUACAAGACCUCGUUGAUUCUAUUAUACAAUUUUAGUGUUGUUGGUUUCCUUUAAUUUCAUUCCCUUCACUUCAAUUUGGGGAGGUUAGACAUUAAAACAUUGGGUACAAAUUUUUUUGAGCUAGUAUUGCACUUGUAGAAUACUUGGACUUGCUAAUAGGCAAAUCCUUGGGCACCCUCUGUAUUUGUCCCUCCAUUGUCGUGAUGAAAUUAUAUAAAUAAUUUGGUGAAUAAAUUAAAACUUUGUGCGAGAUGCAAAA
Molecule: messenger RNA, 1051 nt
Organism: Arachis ipaensis
Lineage: Eukaryota; Viridiplantae; Streptophyta; Magnoliopsida; Fabales; Fabaceae
Source: RefSeq, a predicted model, not a curated record